Molecule: messenger RNA, 2211 nt
Organism: Tinamus guttatus (white-throated tinamou)
Lineage: Eukaryota; Metazoa; Chordata; Aves; Tinamiformes; Tinamidae
Source: RefSeq, a predicted model, not a curated record
GCUCUGCGCCGCCGGCGCCCGCGGGAGCAACAUCUGCAGCACGCGGGGGGUGACCUCCUGCAAGCAGUGCCUGGCCGUGAGCCCGCUGUGCGCCUGGUGCUCUGCCGAGGUCUUGGCCCAAGGAUCUCCUCGCUGUGACCUGCUCAGCAACCUGCUCCAGAACGGGUGCGGGCGCAACCACAUCGAGUUCCCGACCAGCAGCGUAAAGAUCCUGGAGGACCGGCCCCUCAGUGACAAGGGCUCGGGGACCUCCACCACCACCCAGAUGAGCCCCCAGAAAAUAGAGCUGCACCUGCGGCCGGAUGACUCCCAGAUCUUCCGUGUCCAAGUACGCCAAGUGGAAGACUAUCCCGUGGACAUCUACUACCUGAUGGACCUGUCAAACUCCAUGAAGGACGACCUGAGGAACAUCCAAAACCUGGGCACCAAGCUGGCCAGUGAGAUGCGCAAGCUAACCAGCAACCUACGCAUCGGUUUCGGGGCCUUUGUGGACAAGCCCAUUUCUCCCUACAUGUAUAUAUCUCCUCCACAAGCCAUCACAAAUCCUUGCUAUGAGAUUGGUGAGACCUGCCUGCCCAUGUUUGGCUACAAACACGUCCUGGCGCUCACGGAUGAGGUGACCCGCUUCAACGAGGAGGUGCAGAAGCAGAGCGUCUCGCGGAAUCGUGAUGCGCCCGAGGGCGGCUUCGAUGCCAUCAUCCAAGCCACUGUCUGCGAUGAGAAAAUUGGCUGGAGAAACGAUGCUUCCCACCUGCUGGUCUUCACCACGGAUGCCAAGACCCACAUUGCGCUGGACGGGCGCCUGGCAGGCAUCGUGCAGCCCAAUGACGCCCAGUGCCACAUUGACGAGGACAACUUCUACUCGGCUUCCACCACACAGGACUACCCCUCGCUGGGCCUGAUGACUGAGAAACUCUCACAGAAGAACAUCAACUUGAUCUUUGCCGUGACGGAUACUGUGGUUGGCCUCUACCAGAACUACAGUGAGCUCAUCCCGGGUACAACAGUGGGGACCUUGUCCAGAGACUCCAGUAACGUCCUGCAACUCAUCGUGGACUCUUACGGGAAAAUCCGCUCCAAGGUGGAGCUGGAGGUGCGGGACCUCCCUGAAGAGUUGUCCCUGUCUUUCAAUGCCACCUGCCUCAACGACGAGGUCAUCCCCGGGCUCAAGUCGUGCAUGGGGCUCAAGAUUGGGGACACGGUGAGCUUCAGCACAGAGGCCAAGGUGCGGGGCUGCCCGCAGGAGCCGCAGAAGUCCGAGUGCGGCGUGUUCCGCUGCAAGGGUGGGCGCCUGGGCUCGCGCUGCGAGUGCUCCGAGGAGGAGUACAGCCCCGCGCAGCAGGACCGCUGCAGCCCCCGCGAGGGCCAGCCCGCGUGCAGCCAGCGCGGCGAGUGCGUGUGCGGGCAGUGCGUGUGCCACAGCAGCGACUUCGGCAAGGUCACGGGCAAGUACUGCGAGUGCGACGACUUCUCCUGCGUCCGCUUCAAGGGACAGAUGUGCUCAGGCCACGGGCAGUGCAGCUGCGGGGACUGUCUGUGCGACCCGGACUGGACCGGCGACUACUGCAACUGCACCACGCGCACCGACACCUGCAUGUCCAGCAACGGGCUGGUGUGCAGCGGCCACGGCUCCUGCGUCUGCGGCAAGUGCGACUGCACCCAGCCCGGCUCCUACGGGGACACCUGCGAGAAGUGUCCCACGUGCCCCGACGCCUGCACCAUCAAAAAGGAUUGUGUGGAGUGCAAGAAGUUCGAGCGGGGCGACUUUGUGGAGCAGCAGUCCUGCAGCCGCAUGUGCCGCGACGAGAUCGAGACGGUGCAGGAGCUCGGCGACAGGGGCAAGGACGCCGUGAACUGCACGUACAAGGACGAGAACGACUGCGUGGUGAGGUUCCAGUACUACGAGGACUCCAGGGGCAAGUCCAUCCUGUCCGUCGUGCCGGAGCCGUAGUGCCCGAAGGGACCGGAUGUCCUGGUGGUCCUGCUCUCGGUGACGGGCGCCAUCCUGCUCAUCGGCCUCGCUGCCCUGCUCAUCUGGAAGCUCCUCAUCACCAUCCACGACCGGCGGGAGUUCGCCAGGUUCGAGGAGGAGAAGGCCAGGGCAAAGUGGGACACGGGCCACAAUCCUCUAUACAAAGAGGCCACGUCCACCUUCACGAACAUCACCUACCGUGGGAACAUGUGAGGAUGCCCACGGCCACCCCGUCCCUU